This is a messenger RNA of Phycodurus eques (leafy seadragon), 1516 nucleotides long. It is a transcript of the gene tesca, whose product is annotated as tescalcin a. Bases 42 to 716 code for a protein of 224 amino acids. Gene Ontology annotation, molecular function: calcium ion binding. The record is from RefSeq and is a predicted model, not a curated record. NCBI's taxonomy places the organism in Eukaryota, Metazoa, Chordata, Actinopteri, Syngnathiformes, Syngnathidae. The transcript is spliced from 8 exons.
UUGAUUUGGCCACACAAAGUCAAGUUUGUGCAGAAGCGGCCAUGGGAUCCUGGCAGGCACGUCCCGAGCGCCAACAGCGCUAUGAGGAGCUCGCACACAAGACCGGAUUUUCCACGGAGCAGAUCAAAAAUCUCCACAAAAGAUUCCGACAACUGAGCGGAAACGAGGAGACGAUGAGCAGAGCGAAUUUGGACAGCAUUCCAGCACUUGCCAACAAUCCCAUUAAGAAGCAAAUCAUCGAUGCCUUCUUUGACAAAAGAAACCAGCAGCAGGAGGAUGCGGCGGUCGGCUCCUUGGAGGAGAUCAGCUUGGAGCAGUUCCUGAUGGUCAUGAGUCACUUCCGGCCGCCCGAGAACAAGAGCAGCGAGGAGGAGCGCCAGGCCAUCAGGAAGCGAAAGCUGCGCUUUUUGUUCAACAUGCACGACACGGACAGUGACGGCACCAUCACGCUGGCUGAGUACAAGAAGGUGGUGGAGGAGCUGCUGUCCAAAAGCGGCGCCAUCGGGCACGAGGCGGCCAAGGCCAUUGCCGACGCGGCCAUGUUGGAAGUGGCCAGUAUCAACGUGCCGCACAUGGCACCGGACGAAUUCUACGAGGGUAUUACCUUUGAGCAUUUUGAACAGAUUCUAAAAGGUCUGGAGAUGGAGUCGCGGAUGCACAUCCGCUUUUUGGACGUGGACACCACCACCAUGCGCUGCGGGAAAGCCACCGCUUGAUCACCUCAUACUCUAAAAUACAUAAUAAAUAAUAGUACAUUAUAAGCUCACAAUUUUAAAUUAAGUUUUAAGUUAAUUACAUUUUAUUGUGAAAAUUAACAUAUUUAAUCAUUUAUUUUAUAUCAUUAUAUAUUACUCGUAUUUCAUCUUAAUAUUUUGUGGGAAAGAACAUCAUAAUGUGUAGGUCAUUACCCCCCACCCUUUGAAAUAUCUAAAUUUAAUUUAAAUUUAUCCAUUAAUUUUUAAGGAGGCAAUUCUCUUAUUUAAACUUUUAAAUCACACCAGAUUGCAAUGUUGUACCUGAACGAGUUCACUGAAAGAAAGUUCAUGAAGUAAUUCAUAUUUUGGGCGAACUUGAAUUGAACUUGGUUCAUUUCUGCCUGAUGAAUGUUGCUGAGAACGAGCUCAUUCUGGCGCCUGUGAGCAACUUUUGAACAAAAGUUCAUUUUCAUUCGAGAGUGCCAGGUUUUGUUAGGGACUUCGAGUACAAAACCCACCUGAACACUAUAUUCGAGAUUUCAUAUGUCGGGGGAUCAACAGCAUAUUUGGAAACCGAUUCAGUGCGGCCACCAUUCAUGUUUACAUACAGCAGGCACAUCGCAGCAGCCUCUGUGCACGAGGUGGGUUCAGGGACACUGCAUCAAUGGACUAGAAUAUCUUCUUUGGUACUUUUGUAAUACAGUACAUAAUUGUAAAAAAUGAUUACUAGAUUAACUGGAUGACAUUUUAUUUUCACAAAUAAUUUGAGGAGUUAUCAUCCACUUUAUUUGCAUUAAAAAAAAAUUGAACAAAAAUAUAUA